This is a messenger RNA of Solanum pennellii, 834 nucleotides long. RefSeq names its product membrane protein PM19L-like. Lineage: Eukaryota; Viridiplantae; Streptophyta; Magnoliopsida; Solanales; Solanaceae. The record is from RefSeq and is a predicted model, not a curated record. Bases 104 to 640 code for a protein of 178 amino acids. The transcript is spliced from 3 exons.
UUUAUCCUUUUAUCUAUUUAUAAAAAUAUAAAACUUAACCCACAAAAAAUCAUAGAUUAAAAUUUUCUGUUUAAUUGUUUGUGUCCAUUUGUUGGAAGAAAAAAUGGCUAGGACUGUGGCUAGGAGUGUUGCAGCUCCAUUAUUGUUUCUAAACUUAAUUAUGUAUUUAAUUAUGUUGGGUUUUGCUAGUUGGUGUCUCAAUAAAUACAUCAAUGGCCAAACUAAUCAUCCUAGUUUUGGUGGAAAUGGAGCUACGAUGUUUUUUCUAGUAUUCGCGAUACUAGCGUCGAUUUUGGGAAUUAUAUCGAAGGUUUUGGGUGGAAAUCAUUUGAGGGUAUGGAGAAAUGAUAGUCUUGCUGCUGCUGGUUCCUCAGCUAUUGUUGCUUGGGCUGUCACUGCACUAGCUUUUGGGUUGGCAUGCAAGGAGAUCAAUAUAGGAGGGUGGAGAGGAUGGAGGCUUAGGGUUCUUGAAGGAUUCACUAUAGUUUUAGCAUUUACACAACUCAUGUAUGUUCUCAUGCUUCAUGCCGGAAUGUUCAGCAGCCGUUACGGUCCCGGUUAUCGAGAGCCGGAAUAUGGCUCCGGCGGAGUACCUCCGGCCGGAGAAAAGGGUGUAGGGGUACCAACAACAGCCGUAUAAUAAUAAUUAAGAGAUUUGGGAGUUUUGGUUUGUAAAUAUGUUAAUUGUGUGGGUCUUAUGUGGAAUGUUUAAAAUUAAGUUGUGUAUGUUUUGUAAGACUCGAUGAGAGUUUUUGGGUUUUUAUUAAAUUUUGGAAAUGAUUGUAGUUUGGUUGCCUUUUACGAGCUAUAGCUACACUUUCACUAUUAUCAUAA